Messenger RNA from Nematolebias whitei (Rio pearlfish), 1414 nucleotides. RefSeq names its product transmembrane protein 179Ba (gene tmem179ba). Lineage: Eukaryota; Metazoa; Chordata; Actinopteri; Cyprinodontiformes; Rivulidae. The record is from RefSeq and is a predicted model, not a curated record.
UCUCGGAGCAGCGGGCUGUGAUGGCGGUGUCUCCGCUGCUGCUGCUGGAGCUGGCUCUCUACACCAGCUGCUUUGUUUGUGGGAUCGUCACCGCCGCGUCUCUCACCAUCGUCCAGGGAGCGCAUGUGGAUGAACCUGAUCCUGGUCAUUUCUGGCAUCUUCCUGUUUUUCCUGCUCGUCACGGGCUGCGUGCUGAAGGUCGGGCGCGAUUCGCUCUGCGCCUCCAUUAAGAAAGCGCUUGAAACCAUUAGCAGCUGUGACCAAGCGCAGAGUAAAAAAUGGGCUGAUCCAAUUCAAGGAGAUAAGUUCUACAACAAUCUUCACAAAGCAGAGACGGCGGUUUGGGUCAACUUCUUCCUCUGGCUUGUCAUCGUGGUUUCGGUGUUCAUUCAGCGGUGCCGGAGCUCCGAGGCUAUGUUGACCGUGGCACCAGCCGGAGCGCUGUUCGGCGACUCGUCAACCACUGUUGAGGAAACAAAGCCAUUUUUCAACCAACCCGCGGGUCCGUAAUGAAGUUCCAGAAACCCAAACGGUAGCUCGAAAUCAAUCAUCUCGAAACGGUAGAAAUUGUAAAUAUACCCUGCAGCUUUAAAAAAAGAUCGGCUACAAACAAAACUGCAGUUUGUGAUUUCAGGCCGCAUAAUCCAAAGAUUUAAAUGCGACCCGUGUUUCCUCAUUUAGCACAUCUCGCUUCACUAAAACUACUUGAGGUAAAUGCUGUUUUCUGUUUGUUUAAACAGCCAACAGGGAAAAUGAUUUUACAGCUUCAGUUUUCAGUGAGAAGGGCUCAUAUGAAACAAAUAUUUUUGUGUUUCAAGUAUUAAAAGAAGCACAAAACAAGUUGAUGUGUAACUGAGAUGUUUGCUGAUGAUUUUGUCCUUAAAUAAGUCAAAGUAGAAAUGACGGAUAUGCCUCUGAUGUCCGGGUGGAACAUAAACACAGACUGUGUCUCCCUCUGGUGGCCUUUUUUUAAACUAAUUUGUAACCAGAAUAUUGUGCCAAGUGGAUCUGCCUGCUUGUGUGUGUUUGUUGAUUUGUCUGUCUGUUAGUAAAAUAUCUCAUGAACCACUAGAUGGACUUCAGUGAAAGUGAGAGUAACCAUUGGAUCUACAACUGAUUAACCUUUAGUUGGCUAUAUUAAAGAUGGCUGCCACAGCUAUUGGCAAACACAAAGAUACAUGUCUGUGAUGUCAUGUCAUGUUUCAGAUAUUCAGCUAAAAGUAGGUGUGGUAGUAGCUGAGAGUCAUUCCCAACACAAACUGUUUAUGAUAAAAAUGAUGGUUGGUGGUGAGCGAUUAGCGCUCCAUCAAAGAACGUUGGUUUAAUUUUAUGAAGUAUUUAAAGAAACCUGUAUGUGGACGGGUGCUUUGUGUGUUAUACGGUCUUUUUAUAAAAUUUAAUAAAGUUUUAACUC